AUGCAUAAAGCUUACCAGCCACUUAAACCUGCAACUAAUAAAUACCUGCAGAAGAAAUGGGACCAGCAGCACUAUAAUGAGCAUCGAAGAAAGGUCAGGGAAGCCCAACCCAUAGUAGACACCAAAGGGAUCCGAACGCCAACACACAUUCAAGUAAAGCUGAAAAAGGCACAGAUUCAAGAGGAGAGGCAAGCCGUCAUCGACAGAGAUAACUGUCUCCUGGCAUCCAAACUAGCUGAUAUUCAACAUUCUAAAGGGCGAAUAGACCACAGGAACUUUUAUCCAGAGCAUAGUCUGAACUCUGAGAGAAGGAGAGCCGAGCUACUGCAGGUGACUCAUGAAAAUCAGAAGAUCUAUGAGCGGAUCACAGCACAGGAAUCUGAAUAUAGACGUGAACUGUGGGAAGAGGACUGGGCGAGGAACGAGCAAAGGCGAGAUGGUAUUACACGCUAUCCGCGAGGAGUAGCUGGUAAGCAGAAGUUGAAAAAAAGUGUCAAGUUUUUGGGAAGAGAAUCAGAAGGAACACCUAGCUCAUCCAGCAGAACAGAAGAUUGUGAAACUACAGAUGAAGAUCUCUAA
Clarias gariepinus (North African catfish) is the source of this 579-nucleotide messenger RNA. RefSeq names its product sperm axonemal maintenance protein CFAP97D1. The transcript has 5 exons. The record is from RefSeq and is a predicted model, not a curated record. The coding region runs from base 1 to 579 and encodes 192 amino acids. NCBI's taxonomy places the organism in Eukaryota, Metazoa, Chordata, Actinopteri, Siluriformes, Clariidae.